This is a messenger RNA of Kalmanozyma brasiliensis GHG001, 4215 nucleotides long. RefSeq names its product K Homology domain, type 1. Gene Ontology annotation, molecular function: mRNA binding. Gene Ontology annotation, biological process: nuclear division. Gene Ontology annotation, cellular component: cytoplasm; nucleus. NCBI's taxonomy places the organism in Eukaryota, Fungi, Basidiomycota, Ustilaginomycetes, Ustilaginales. The record is from RefSeq and is a predicted model, not a curated record. Bases 1 to 4215 code for a protein of 1404 amino acids. The transcript has a single exon.
AUGGAUCUCUACUCGACCUCGUUUACCAUCCCACGCUCGAUCGGUGCGAGCUCGUUCGCUUCCGAUUCCUCCAAUCAAAAUGUGAAUGCCACCGCAUCAUCGUCGUCGGGAGUGGGCCUCGAUGCACUUCGAGCAGGUGCACGCCCCGCCCCUCCCGCCUCGGCUGCUCCUGAGCCUCCGGCAUCCUCCUUGCCCGGUCGAUUCACCUCAAUGCGCUCACGCUUUCCUCCUAGCGUCAAGGCAUUCAUGCCCAGUGCUUUCGGCGGCAAGCGCACAAAUGAUCGCAUCGUCGAAGCGGUAGGUGCUGAAAAGGCCGACGGCGACGCUGCUGCUGCUGCGGCAGCUUCCUCGUCUCAGUCUGCCCCGUCAAGUACCGAGACGGAAGGCCCUGCGCCGCUAGCGCCCAUCGGAGAACGAGGCAAUGCACGACCUUCCAGGGUGGCUGGCUCAAACUUGGUCGACGACAAUGCAGGUAGCCAGCACCGAGACAGCAGGUCCACGGUCGGCACACGUUCCAGCUUCGACAUCUCCUCCGCGGCGUCCUUCACCGCUGACAGCACGGCAGCCAGCAGUGCCAUCGGUGCCAACCCGUCAAGCACGACACACUCGGCUUCAAAUUCCAUCUCGCUCAAUCACCCGCAGCACGAGCGUGGCAUGACGCAGUCGCAGAGCAGCAAAGACCUGCAAGAGGCCAUACAGAAGCUCAGCUCCGACGUCAUGGCCAAUCACCAAUGCCUCGUCUCCUUUGCACCAGUCCCGCAGCCUGAUGAAUCACGCAUGCCUCCAACGCCUCUCUCGCAUCCUUUCCCCCGUCAGAGCUCCUUCUCCUCUCUGCAAAGCCUCGACCAGCUGCCUCUGCCCAACACCAACGGCUCCGGCGGCUCCGGCUACCCUUACCAGCAGUACCACCCUCAGCCCAUUGGUACGCCGGACACGCACUCGUCUGCCUACUUCGCCGGUCGAUCCGGUGGGGAAGCGCUCGGCUCUGGUUUCCCUGGUCUCAACGCAAGCUCGCUGUCGCUCUCGUCGCUCAAUCCGCAGUCUGGCAGUCACAUCGCACAGGAGGUUGGGCUGUCCUCGGCUCAGCCCCUGCGAUCGCCGCAUCCCAAUGCAGCAGGCGUACCACGAGCUAGCCUCAGCGGUGCAAGCAAGCCACCGCAGUACAAUUUCCAUCUCAGUGGUGGCUACCAGCAAGUCAUGAACGCACGUGGGACGAUCCUGCGAGAGAAUCCGUUCAAGACCACGUCGUCCAUCAAGGUCUCCCGUGCUGAUGUGUUCGACAUCGCCCCCGGCCAGUCGCCGCCUGGCAAGGAGAGCAUCAAGGAAGACGUCCGACGCAAGCUCGAUGACGUUCAGACGGCUACGGGUGCGACCAUCACGCUCAAGAACGCCGAAGUACGUGGCGCCGAUCUCGGAUACGGUCUCGAGACCGAGCGCAUUGUUGAAGUGCUCGUAUCCGGACCCUUCGAGAGCGUCGAGCUGGCGCGCGUCAAGGUGCUUGUCAUCUUUGACGAGAUCGCAGGACUCAAGCCCGAGACGUGCGAGAUCGACUACAAGCUGCACAACAUCAUCGGCGGUCGCAAGCGAUGCGUCCUGCAAAAGAUUGAGGAAGAGACCGGCACCAGCAUCUACCUGCCCAGCUCCUUCCUCGGCACCUUUGGCUCCAAUCUCGCCACUCGCAGCGACGCAAGCGGUGUCGCUGCUCACCAGAAUCAGAUCCACAUCACGGGCGAGUUCUUUGGCGUUCAGCGUGCUCGCGACAUGCUGUUCCAGGUCUCGAUGCAUAAGAGCAAAGGUAUCAUCUCGCGCGAUGCCGCCAUCUUGCCUCGCAAGCUCGAUUGGAUGCUCACCGAGCGACUCGAGGAGCUGCGAUCCAUCAUGAUCGACAACGGCACCUUUGUUGCUUUCCCACUGCUCGGCAGCCAAUCGAGCGUCAUUUCUGUGUUUGGCGACCACCGCGUCAACAUCGAGCGUACCAUCCGAUCGAUCAUGCAGCUCGCGUGUUCGUUCUAUGUGGCCUCGCUCUGGCUGCUGCCGGUGGGCUUCGACGUCUACAUGCCUUCGCAGGCCAACCUCAACCCGACCCAAGUUGCCCCCGUGCUCAAGCACGUCAGCAAUGCUUCUGGCGCCGAAGUCGUCUUCAAGAGCAACUGCUUCGAGAUCCAUGGUCUUGAGUCCGAGGUGCGCACCGCUGUCUCCGCGCUGCUCGAGCUGGAUCUGAUGAAGAGCUUCAACUUUGAGGUGCGCUUCCAGAUCGAGCUGGCCAACGAGCACCGCGAAUUCAUCUCGGGCAAAAAGAACGGCAAGGUCAACAAGGUCAUGAAGCAGUGCGGCGUCCGCAUCAAGUUCGAGACCUUCAACGACUACAACUUCUUGAUCGAUGUCUCUGGCAACGACCGCAACGGUGUCUUGCAGGGCCUUGGCUUGCUGCAGGAGGAGCUGCCCGCCGAAAUGUCAUUCCACGUGCCCGAGGCUUACCACAAGCGCAUCAUUGGUGUCGGUGGCAAGAACAUUCAGCGCAUCAUGAAGAAGUUCGGCGUGUACGUCAAGUUCAGCAACGCCGAAGAGUUCGCUGCGUUGGGAGGCUACCUCGACAACGAAGACAACGUCAUUGCUCGCACGCCGGCCAAGAAUGCGGUCAAUCUCGAGAACCUCAAGCUCUCGGUUAUGGAGCUAGUCAACCCGAAGGAUAAGGACUACAUUAGCGAGACGGUCACCAUCUCGCGCCGAUACCACCGCACGCUGCUGGGCGAGAAGGCGAUCUUCAUCCACGACAUUGAGAGCAAGACGAGCUCGAGUGUUCGCUUCCCUGCGCGGGAGUCGGCGUCCGAUCUGGUGACCAUCUUUGGCCCGGAGUCGCAGAUCCACAUCGCUGCGCAGAUGCUGCUCGAUCACGUCCCCUUCGAGGCCGAGUUCCGUGCACCCAACUCGACAGAGCUCGCAGAGGCUAUUCAGAGUGACGAGUUCACUGCGCUGGCCGAGCAGCUCAAGCGAGAUCUCAGCAUCACUGUCUCGCCUGUCAUCGAGCAGCGACGCCCCGGAGGUGAGGCGGUCUUUAAGCUGCGACUCAACAGGAGCAACACGGAUUUCUUGCCCACCGCCAAGGAUGCCAUCGAGGACUUCCUGAUCAACCGCAACGCCAACAUCUACGCCGCACCAUCUCGAGCUCGCUCCGACUCGUUCGCCUCGGCCUUCCCACACUUUGCCAACAAGCUCAUCUCGACGGCUGCGGCGGCCGAGUCGACCGAGUCGUUCCAUCAAACAGCUGCAGCCAAUGCAGCCGCCGAGCAAGCGCGUGCGAACGAGCGCAGAGUUCGUGCUGCGGCUUCGACGCCCGAUAUCAAGGCGCUCUUUGAUUCGCCUGGCCAGCACCUUGGACCAGGAUUCCCGACUGGCAAUGGUGCCAUCGCGGCUACAGCGGCCAACUCGCCGAUGAUCACCUCUUCGCUCUACGCUUCGCCGUACGGCAACGGGCGUGGAUUUGGCAGCGAUGUAUGGGGCGCGCCUACGCGUGCCUUCACGACGAGCACCACGAGCAGCAACGCGCCGAGCUUUGUUGGGCUGCCGCCGCCUGGCGUGGGCCCGCAAGGCGCGGGGCUGCCCAGCCCUGCAAUCACUGGUGCUAUCGGUGCUGGUGUGCCAACGACGCCAGGAGGCAUUCAGUUCCCUUCGCAGCCCUCCUUGCACCAUCAGCAGAGCGGUCCUCGACUGUCGGACGAGAUGCACAUGAACCGCGGCUUGGAGGGCAUGUCGAUGGAUGACCGAGUCAAGGCGCUCCGCAAGCCGCGUUCGUUUGCGCAUCGAGCCCAGAGCCUCGAUAUCGGAGCCAUGGCGGCCCAGCAGGCUUCGCAGCACGCUAGUGGUAGUAUGAGCGUUGGGCCAUCGACUCCAUUUGGGCUCGGUCCGAUCGGAACGGGUGCGCCGAGCAUGACGGGUCACUUCCCUGGUAUGGGAGGCUCGCAAUCGAGUUUCACCUCGGGUGCACCUCAUCACCUCUAUGGCCCUCCCACACCGCAGGGCAGCCUGCCUCAGCAACAGAAACAACUUCACCAACAGCAGCAAGGAUACGGCAUGCCUCAUCAGCCUCAACACCUCCAUGCAUCAUCUGCUAGCAUUUCGCGCCUCCCACCUGGCCGCAACACGCAGAACCUCGAUCCCACCACCAUGGACGAAGUGAGCCGCGUUCUCGCCCAACUCGCUUUCGACCGCCCCUAG